This is a messenger RNA of Glycine soja, 734 nucleotides long. RefSeq lists its product as uncharacterized. The record is from RefSeq and is a predicted model, not a curated record. The coding region runs from base 160 to 369 and encodes 69 amino acids. Lineage: Eukaryota; Viridiplantae; Streptophyta; Magnoliopsida; Fabales; Fabaceae. The transcript has a single exon.
AGGACCGACCCAGCUGCACAACGCUACACACACAACUUUUCUCCAAAAUCGAGAUUAGGACGUUGUUCCCUUUGCGCUGUCCCACAAGCAAUUAAGCACAGCGCACAAAGGUGUGGUGGGCAAAGGGAAGUUUCAAGUUGGUGUUGUUGCAGGUGAAAAAUGUGGUUCGUGUACGUGUGCGACGAGGAAGAGAAGGAACUUGGAAGACAACAAGCUCCUGGGUCGUGUCCCUACUGUGGAGCCAAGGUUGAAGCCAUGGAUGUUGAGAUCCAGUCCAGGCUCUGCUUCUUGCCCCUCUGCUUCAAGAUCAAGAGAAAGUACUUUUGUACCCACUGCGCUAGGCGCUUAGAGUUGUAUAUGGAUUACUGAACCCCACUCCAAAUCCUCAAAUCUCCAAUUGGAACAAGGACUUUCUUGUAAAUAUACAAGUCUAGCUGCUCUUAGUUUUGUUUCUCGUUUUUAUUUUUUUUCCUUUUUAACUUGUGAGUUUGGUCGAGGAUUUGGGUGCCUACUACUUGAGACGAUGCUAUGUCAUGAAUUGGUCAUUGAAUCAAUCGGAGAUGAAAUGCACUGGAUUUUCUUUUCUUUUACAUUUUUCCUCUCUAUUUGUUUGCACCAGAAAGGGAUUAUCUCUUUCGGAAAUUAAGGAUUAGCCUUCAAGACAUGGCGAAUCAAGACUACAUUUUUGUUGAAAAAAAUGUCACAUUUAAUGUUCAACCAUGACUCGAACCAAA